GCUGAAAUCGGGAGAGUUGCGCCACUGUAUUUACUGUGACACUAGCCACACGAAAUACAUGUGAAUGUGAAUACAUGGAAUUUUUCCAAUCCUGGAUCAAUCAAUUAAGUUAGUGUCAUUAUGCUGUCAUAGGAAGUGAGAAAUAAAUUAAUUACCUUACAAAACCGAGAUAUUCAUUUGAUAUGUCGAUCGAUUAUAAUGGCAAAGGUUACACUCCUCUUCCGCAAAGUAUAAGUAAUAGUGAUACCGAAGAUGAGGAGGAACAUUUAACCCAACAUAAUGAUAUUGAUUACAAGGUCGACAAUGCUACGAUAGUGAUGAUGCCUGCUCCUCCAACGCCGAACGAAGAACCAUUUCCACGCUUGGUGUCUUAAAUUCUGCAGGCAAAUAUUCGCCGUCUCCCCGCGAGUGCUCAGGGACUUUCAACGAACGAAUUACAUUCUAUUCGUGAAAGUGGCAUAUUUUAUCCACUGGAUGAAACACAAAAUCUAGAGAAUAACCCAAGAAACAGGCAAAAUGUAAUUAAGUAUUAUCGAAAUGAUAUACCAAUAAUGAUAAUUGAAGGAAGUGAGCAAAAUGAUUUUUGGAAAAGGAAAUCUAUAUCGCCUAUAAGGCGUUUUUGCUUGUUUGUGUCCAUACUAUUAUGCAUUAUUACAAUAUUAAUUUUUUUGUAUGUAUUACCUUGUGACAGUUCGAUGGUUUGUUCACCAAUUAUUGAAUCACAUGCGUCUAUAUCGUGGGAUAAAACUUUGCAAUAUGUAGAAAUAUAUGGGCCUAUUACUAUAGUACCUGGAGCUCCAUACAAUCUAAUAUUUCUUCUUCAUGGUGAGCAAUAUAGAAAAAAUGAUACUAGAAAUAAUGGAUUAAUUCAUCAAAGACAGAUACCUCCGGAAGGAGGAGGAGUUAUAUCAAUGCAAGGAAAUAAUGGAUUACCAUUAUGGCUGGUUCCAUUAAAACGAUUACCUACUAUUAUAGAUUGUACUAGUAUCGACAUUGAUCAAUCUGGAAAACCUGAUUGUAUUGUCGUUGGUAAACAAGGUCUGCUUAUUAGCAUAGAACCGAUUGCUGGAACAAUUCAUUGGAGUUCCACAACUCGCACAGUUUCCAAAUUACCAGUUAUUAUACCAGACAUUGAUGCAGAUAAUAUUGAAGAUUUAUUAAGUAUAGCGAUAGAUAAUGCAAAUACGUCAUCCUUCGUUUUCCUGUCUGGCAAGACUGGUCAAUUAAUAAAGAGUUAUUCAAUUUACAAUUGCAUUUCUAUUGAUAUAUACAAUCUUGUUUCUAAUGGUAAUAUAUCCUAUGAUUGUUACGAUGGCAACAACAAACAUAUAACAAGAUUCAUGUCUUUGAAAGAAUUGUUCCAUAAUUUAAAGAUAAUAGAAACACGUAAGAAGUUUGCCACAGAAUCAGUAGCAUUACCACGAUUAUUUAAAAUAAUUGAAUCAUAUGAUGAAUAUAGUUGGAGGUUCACGCCUUAUCAUCAUUUGACUAUAGAAAAUGAAGGGAUAUGUCCGGGACAAUUUUGCCGCACCAAUAUCAAUCUAACAUUGCAGAGAUUAACAGACAAACCAUUAACAAUAUGGGAUCAUGUGAGUUCGAACACAUUUGCAUCAAAACCGGUGUUUUUGGUGACUUCGAAUAAACUUUACACUUCUGGAUUUGCCAUUAAGUUCUGGCAGUGGAAGGAUUUGCCGGAACAUACAGAAAAAGCAGUUAUUACGGAACAGACACUUGUAGAAAGAAUUCUUAUUAUUUUUGUGAAUUACACAGAUGUUCAGGUUAUUAAUGCUAGUGAAUGUGAUGUAAUGCAAUUGUGUCAUAAACUUAAUUGUCAACCAAAUUUAAAUUCGCGAAAACAAUUUAAUUCCAUUAAAGUCAAAUAUAUAGAUAAUAAUAACUUUCCCGAACUAAUAAGUUAUUGGUCUUCAUAUAAUACGGAUUCAAUAAAAGCAUUAAUAUCGAAAGUCCAAGUUAUAAAGAUGGAUUCCAUAAUGUCUAAUUUUAUACACGGAAACGUUUAGUUUUGUUGUACAAUUUUUAUAUUUUAUAUUUAACAUAUGUUAUACUUGUAUUAUUUUAUUUAAUGUUAGCUUGUUCUAUGAAUCGUGAAUCAUUAGAAAAGAUAGAAAUGAUAAAAGAUACUUUUACGAAUGGAGUAUCAAAUUAAUUGUUAACUCUCAACGUACACACUAUACUGAAUUAGAUAUUUUGCCACACAUGGGUGUACAUUAUCGGAUCAUUUUCAAUUGCGUAUAUUUCAGUAUCUAAUGCAUAGAAUUUGAACAAUUUUUUUUAAUUGUUAUGCCAGAAGGUCAAGAAGAAGAAUAAAUAGGUACAAGAAUCAGGAAAUUGAAUAUAUUUGAAAUAUUUAGGAGCGAUUGCAACGUACUCUCAGAAAACGGUUUUUUUUUAAUUUCUAAUUUUGAAAGGAAAAUCAUUAGAGAAAUUUUUUCAACGGAUUUUGAAGAGUAAUAGAACGUACUUUAAGAAAAAAAUAUUGUCAUUUUAAUUGUUUUCAAAAAGUACAUUUAUUCUGCAAGAUAAAGUUAGGUGAUUUUUUAGCGUAAGAAAAGAUGAGUUGAUAGAAUAAAUCAUUCAUUUUUUAUUAUAAAACUUGAAAAAACGUAAAAUAUAUACAAUAUAAUAUAUUUUUUUUAUUAUUAUUUAUUGUAUGGAACAUUCGCAACAAUUUUUUGCUGUAUGAUGCUUACACUUUGGUUGAUCAUAUUUUAAACAUUUAUAUUUUACAUUGUUUUUCGAACAAGAGUAGACGGACAUAAUAAACAUUUUUUUGGCUUGGCUAUUUUAUUGUCUGCCAACAAAUUGCGAGGAUCUUGAUCUUCAAGAAUGUCUGUGUAGUUUACAAAACUUUUGAUUUGUGUACGCAAUAUCGUUCGCAACGUUGAAGCGAGAUGAUGCGUCAAAAAAGGUUUGAUGAGAGCUAUAGUUAGCUCUCGUAUGUAAUCUUUACGACAUUUUUCUUACAACUUAUUUUUUAAUAAGUUAUAAAUUAUGAACGAAUUGACGUUAGCCUGAUCUAAUAUUUCAUAAAAGUAUCUCAUAGAUCAUCUAUGCUUUUGCUAUGGUUUUUGCUACUGUGAUGAAACCUUAACAUUUUUUGUUAAAACGCAGAAACGAACUAGUCUCUCGUUGGUCAGAGUAUAAAAAUAAAGUCAAAAAUUAUACAAAAUGCUAUUAAUCAAUUUAUUUUCGUUUGUUAAAGAAAAAUUUAAUUUCUUUUUUGACAAUACAUACGUCUUGGACACACUGGGUGUAAUGUACACGUAUCUUGAAAAAACACGACUGUAUAAAAUUUUUAGUUGAUUCUCAGAGACUGCUAUAAUGGGGAAUGAGUACUGCAGAUAUUGAUAGAAAUAUUCUCCGACUUUUGUUCUCCCAAUCUUUAUGGUUUAUAAAUGCCAAGCAUUUUUGGCAAAUAAUCCGGGUGUACCAGAUUCAGUAUGUCUGUUGAGGAUAAUUUAAUUAGUCUUUCGUAUUUUUCAUAAUUACAAAAAUAUCAAUUUAUUCAAACCUAAUUACAUCACAAAAAAUUUUUAUAUAUUUUUCUUUUGUACCGCAAUAUUAAAAUUCAAUACUAACAAAAAUGUAUCAUACUUAUUCCAAUUCCGAAGUAUAUUUAUUAAUCCUGAGUUUGCAUAAAAAAUUUCACAUUUUUACUGAUGGAAGAGUUACAUGAUCUCGCGAAAUCAUACAUGAUUGUUUCGAGUUCAAAUAAUUAUACGAUGUUUCAAGUCAAAAUAAUUAUGUAUAAUUUAAGUCAGAUUAAUUAUAAGUUACUUUACUUUGUUUUUUUCUUAUUUUAUUAAUUUUAAAGGGUAUUAAAUUCAAAAUUAUGAACCUUGUGUAAAUUAUCAUAUCAUUGUAUUCAUAAGAACAUCCAUUCUACACGCUGUACCUCGUUGAGAAUAUUCUGUCUCGUUGAUUAUUCGAAAGUAAGAAUACGAGAAACUUCGACGGUAACGAUAAUAAUAUUUUGUAUGCGAAGCAAAUAAGUUUUUGUCGUGGUUGUCCGUACACGCAAAGGACAGUCAGACCAAGCAAAUAAUGAGUUUACCGGUCCGGUCCGGUUGCCGCUUUAAAUCGUCGAUGACGAUACAGUAAUUAGUCUAUCCGAGCCAAUGAGACAUUUUCCCGCUGAAUUUGCUUCUCCCUGCUUUCCUUUGCUUAAACCAGAGCAGGGAGGUUCGCUCUCUUUGCGAGAGAUCCGCAGAUUCAGAUUUGAGAAGCGACGCGAGUAAGUCUCAUAGUAUCCAUAAACGAGCGAUAACAAAUCGGGAAGUGUAAGGAGUUAUAAGGCGCGCGAUUAUGCGUUCGUUGUCGACACGCGCUUAUUAAAUAAAAUUGCGCGGACGCUCUUAUCAAUCAACGAGACAGAGAUUAUAAACAAUUUAGUGAUUAAAGACGAGUAACUUUGAACCUUUAA
This is a messenger RNA of Solenopsis invicta (red fire ant), 4444 nucleotides long. RefSeq lists its product as uncharacterized. Lineage: Eukaryota; Metazoa; Arthropoda; Insecta; Hymenoptera; Formicidae. The transcript has 5 exons. The coding region runs from base 552 to 2021 and encodes 489 amino acids. The record is from RefSeq and is a predicted model, not a curated record.